GUCAUGUUACCCCUUCGCGUACAUGGUAUCUAUAUUACGAUACCGAGAAUUUUCAACGUGAACUUGAAGAAGUUGUCUGGGAAAUAAUGCCAUUAUAUCAAGAGCUGCAUGCCUAUUUGCGUCAUUGGGCACGCCAUCAAUACGGCAAACAUUUGACCGAUGCUACAGAUGGUGCCAUACCGGCACCAGUAAUGGAACAGAUUAUCACACAAGAUUGGUAUGCUAAUCCAAUAUUUCGUAUACCAUUCCCCAAACAUCCAUUGCCAACGGUUAAGCAACGUUUAGAGGAGGUAAUGGACACACCAGUGCAGAUGAUAAAGAAAUCCUCGGAAUUCUAUGAAUCGAUGCAUUUGAAUAAAUUGAACAAAACAUUUAUGGACAAAUUUGUACGGCGCAUCAAUGAAGAUGACCCGAAUAAAGUUUGCAGCGUUGAGGUGUCAUAUUUUCCACCAGAUGUUGCCCUGAGAUUUUGUAAUAAGGUUGAUUAUCGCGCCUUUUUGCAAAUGCAUGGCCAUGUUGCGGAACUCCAAUACAACAUGUAUAAAUCCAAUUUGCCUGUGGGCUUGGACAAGGAACCUUGCCCUGGUUUUGGUAGUGCAUUGGGUGAAGCUUUUAUUAUUGCUGCUGGUACGCCGCGUCAUUUAAGCCGCUUGGCUAUUGUGGUCAAUGAUAGUCUGCCACCGGAACAAUCUCUUAAUCGUUUAUUCCGCAUGGGUGUCCACACCAUUAUGGCCAUACCACAAUAUUUUAUAAAUGAUAAAUACUUUGUGGAUGUUAUGGAUGGCAGGAUUAGUCCCAGGGAAUAUAAUUGUGCCUAUUGGAAACUACAACAUAAAUAUGCUGGUGUAGUGCCGCCCAGUAGACGCAAUGAAAUGAGUUUUGAUCCAGAUUUUAGAUUCUACAAAGGUCUGAGUCCCGAUAAAUCGAAUACCAUCAAAUUUAUUUCCGAAGUCUUGGGUCUACAAUUUUAUCGUUCCUUUUGUAUGCUCAGUGCUGAAUAUAAACCGGGCAAUCCGGAGCAUCCGCUAUACAAUUGUGAUUUUUAUAAUAGCACAGCAGUGGGGGAUGUUGUCAAGAAAAUGAUGAAAAUGGGUGCCACCAAACAUUGGCGUGAUGUCAUGGCAAUAGCAACAAAAGAGCGUCGUCUAAGUGCCCAGGGUGUCAUGGAAUAUUUUGCACCACUGUACAUUUGGCUUAAGGAGCAGAAUAAGAAAUUGGGCCUAAUUCCCGGAUGGGAUGAUGAUAUACAAUGCGGAAAUUAUUUCUAAACGUUGAACAU
Molecule: messenger RNA, 1279 nt
Organism: Musca vetustissima
Lineage: Eukaryota; Metazoa; Arthropoda; Insecta; Diptera; Muscidae
Product: angiotensin-converting enzyme-like
Exons: 7
Biological process (GO): proteolysis
Cellular component (GO): plasma membrane
Molecular function (GO): metallopeptidase activity; peptidyl-dipeptidase activity
Source: RefSeq, a predicted model, not a curated record